CUAAAGUCCAAGGUUGGGAACUGUUCAACAUCUAAACCGUUGGUGCUUCGAAUUGUCCCUCUCCGUGGGCUGCGAUGUGGUGAAAGAAAGGAUUUGUGUUGUGAGUGAAAUUCACGCAGUGAAACCCCUGUUUUUGCCUACUUUCUGACGGCUGCAGCCCGGCUCGGUUCAUCUCACAGGUCAGAUACCGCUCGUGUAACAUCGUAUUUACCGCACCGUCAGCCACAACACCUGCAAAGAAGGAGACGCCUCGGGCAGGCCGGGUCCCCCCAUGGAGGCCAGGACGGUGACCUUGAUGAUCGGCCUCUUCUCGGUCCUCAACACCGUCCAGUUCCUCAUCUUCGAUGUCCACCAGCUGACGCACAUCGGCUACGAGGACAAGUACAGCCUCUACCUGGACACCAAGUCCGAGCUGGUGCGGUGGCUCCUGCGCCACCGGAGCAAGGUGCUGAGCGUCCUGUCCCUGGUCACCAUCGCGGUCAGCUGCAGCCUCCUCUACAGCGUGCACCAGGACAGCUACAAGGGGCUGCUGCUCUACGCGCUGUGGCUCGUGGUCUACGAGCUGGCCACCUUCUCCCUGCUGCUGCUCACCAGCGGCACGGUGCGGCCGCGCUUCUGGGUGCUGAAGCGCCUGGGCCUCCUGCUGCAGGGCUCGCGCAUGGUCCUGCACUUCGUCUGCCUGCCCAGCGUGCUGCGCCACGCCUAUGAGCUCUUCAAGUCCUUCAAGAUGGUCAGCAAGGUCGGCCACCGCCGCCGCUCCUCGGUCAGCACCGUGGACUCCUGGCCGACGACCGGGCUGAAGUCUGUGUACCGCAGGCUCAGCUAGGGAGGACCCUCCGGGGAGCCACCCCUGCCCGGUUCCACAGGAGGCCCCGGGGACGCAGGGGCUGGGGCGGUUGGCCCUGUGCGUGUGCAGCUGUUGUGGCAUUAAUGGUGCCUGUCUCUUCUUA
Messenger RNA from Cavia porcellus (domestic guinea pig), 950 nucleotides. It is a transcript of the gene Tmem217b, whose product is annotated as transmembrane protein 217B. Bases 272 to 826 code for a protein of 184 amino acids. Lineage: Eukaryota; Metazoa; Chordata; Mammalia; Rodentia; Caviidae. The transcript is spliced from 3 exons. The record is from RefSeq and is a predicted model, not a curated record.